Molecule: messenger RNA, 651 nt
Organism: Anopheles moucheti
Lineage: Eukaryota; Metazoa; Arthropoda; Insecta; Diptera; Culicidae
Gene: kud
Product: transmembrane protein 258
Exons: 1
Coding region: 28-270 (80 amino acids)
Biological process (GO): protein N-linked glycosylation
Cellular component (GO): membrane-bounded organelle
Source: RefSeq, a predicted model, not a curated record
CGGAAAUCGCAUCGACACCCGAGCGUCAUGGAUUUGAUGGUGCGCUACGUCUCGCCGGUGAACCCGGCCGUGUUUCCACAUUUGGCCAGCGUGUUACUGCUGUUCGGCACAUUCUUCACAGCCUGGUUCUUCGUGUUCGAAGUAUCACGCCCGAAACAACCGUCCAAGGAGAGCGUAAUCUUCAAGGAGCUGGCCAUCAGUUUGUUUGCAUCGCUGUUCCUUGGCUUUGGUGUGCUGUUUCUUCUGCUUUCGGUUGGGAUUUACGUGUAACGGAUGUACCUAGUGUACCGCAGCCCAUUUCCUCGCCUCAACAUUCUAUUCCGAAUCUUACUCUCAAGCAAACCCAACUGCGGUGAAGCAUUGCCACGAAUGAAAUGCACCACAGCAAGGGAUUCAAAUGCCAACAUCAGCGCGAACAAAUGGAUUAAAAUGUGGGUGAAGCAGGGUAACUACUGUUUUAAUUUGUAAGCCAAUCGUCAUAAGAAAUACACGUCAGACCAAACACACAAGCACGAACUCAUGGCAGAGCAUUAGUCCGUUCCGAUUUAAUGUGUUUGCUUUUGGUAAAGAAAUGCGCUAGACAGGAACGUUGGUCCUUAAAACGUUUAUUGACUUUUCGUGUUCCAACUCAACCGUGUAGUUUACCUGCUC